AUGGCUACCGCUUCACUGAUAUUGUUGCUCGUGUCUUUGGUCGUUCUUACGGCAGCAAAGCCAUUCAACAACGAUCGAAUUGAGGAAAAUCCUCAACCCAGGGGAAUCCAGUACAGGCUGCCGUCGCUGUACGAACUGUACGAUCGUUAUCCUGAGCUGUAUCAGCGCCAAGAGUAUCCCCGUGUACUGUACCAACCGUCUGCCAGUAACCCUGCGGAGCUGUACAAUGGUGAUAUUCUCCAACGUCAACCAUCCGAAGAUCGUGAGGUUGCUGUCAUUCCCAAGGAACGCCUGGAGCAACAAGAUGCAGGUCUCGUAGAGAAGAAUGUGCAGCCAGAGAAACCAUCACUGGAUGAGAAGGAGCAGGAAAAGACGGUUUCCAACGGUGAACAACCGGAGGAGCCCUCAGAAGAGCCCCAACAGCGUCCGGAUGAUGAGAAAGAUGACGAAAAGGAGACUCCAAGCCGUGAACAGCCGGAGGACCCCGCCGAAGAGCCCCAGCAACGUCCUGAUGAUGAGCAGGAACAACCGAAGGACGAUAAACACGAUGAUCGUCCUGCAGGUGAACACAAGCCCCAUCCCAAACCGAACCCAAAACCCCAGAAACCUGGAAAAGAAGGUGACCGUCCCCGUGGAAAGCCACAAAAGAGGCCACAGGACUCGAAGCGACGCCCAGCCGGCCCGAGACGUCCACUUAUCAAGCCGGAACAGAAAGAUCUUGAGGUCGACGCACAACCAUUGGCUACCAAUCCGAAACCGGACACUCCAUUGGUGCAGAUUAACGUUCAAGUUGCAUCUCUGUGA
Anopheles aquasalis is the source of this 804-nucleotide messenger RNA. RefSeq lists its product as uncharacterized. The record is from RefSeq and is a predicted model, not a curated record. Lineage: Eukaryota; Metazoa; Arthropoda; Insecta; Diptera; Culicidae.